UCGCGGGCUGUUAGUGUGAGCAAGGUAAAGGUUGGGUGUCUCGCGCCCCCGGCCACUGGGAGGGUGGAGCGGGGGCCCCUCCCCCCACAGCCCCGCGGCCCCUCUCCCAUCAACCCCUCAUUGCAGCGAGGCGCGCGGGGAAGGAAAAAAAAGGCCCAGGCUGCAAGAAUAACUGUGCUGUGGUGUAAUAAAUUCAGCAUAACUGUAUUAUAAGAGAUGAGGAUAGAAAAUACCUGCUCCCCAGGCUGCUGUUGCUGUAGCUGUAUCCAUUGCUGCAAUUCUGAGGUUACAAGUAGGUGAAAUCUGCUGCAAUGGUGGGAGCUCAGCAGAUAGAGAUGCAGGCAGCAGCAGUGCCAGCAGUGGCACCAACAGGUGGAGGUCCUGGUGGCAGCAGUGGCGAUCAUCAGUAUGAAUGCUUGGAAUGCGGCAAAGUGUUCAAAUGGUCAUCGCGGCUCAUCCACCACCAGCGGACUCACACAGGCGAGCGCCCUUACAAGUGCUCAGAAUGCCCCAAGGCUUUCAAAGGUUCAUCGGCCUUGCUGUAUCACCAGCGCGGACACACGGGUGAGCGACCAUAUAAGUGUGGUGAAUGUGGCAAGGCGUUUAAACGGUCAUCCUUGCUUCAGAUCCAUCAGAGCGUACAUACUGGUCUGCGUGCUUUUAAGUGUGCUCACUGUGGCCUGGCCUUUAAGUGGUCUUCCCAUUACCAGUAUCACCUGCGCCAGCAUACUGGAGAACGCCCCUAUCCCUGCCCAGCAUGUGAUAAGGCUUUUAAGAACUCCUCUAGCUUGCGACGGCACCGCCAUACACAUACGGGUGAGCGUCCUUAUGUCUGCCCUAUCUGUGGCAAGGCUUUCACCCAGUCCACCAACCUACGACAGCAUCAGCGAGUGCACACUGGUGAGAGACCCUAUCGAUGUCAGGACUGCGGUAAAGCUUUCACGCACUCAUCUAACCUAGCACUGCACUGCCGAUCAGCACAUGCUGCCCGCCCUGCCCACACCUGUGUUAUUUGUGGUAAAGCCUUUGCAUCUGACACCUAUUUGCAGCAGCACCUGGAGACUCAUGCUGAUGUUGCACCUCCAGCACAGCUCUUCUUGGAGGAACCAACCACCACAGUAGAGAUGGUGUUUCGCUGUAGCCUCUGCCACCUUACCUUUCCCUUGCAAGAGCAACUGUUAAGCCACCAGGAAACGCACUUGGCCCCAGCAGAGCCAUUGCCUCUGCCAGAAAUGACAUCGCCAUCAGUGCAGGAGCAGGCAGCACCUGUAGUAUCUCCCACGCCCUCAGUAUCUUGCUCAGUGUGCAAUAAGACUUUCAAGAGUGCAGCGGGUUUAGCAAGGCAUCAGCAGAGCCAGCACUCAUCAGAUCGCACGUACACCUGUGUGGUGUGUGAGCGCUCCUUCCCUGCAUUGGCCAGCCUAUUGGGCCACCAGCGUUCACAUCCCCCAGCUGAACAGCGGCUGGAGGAAGCUGAAGUGACAUGUCCGGCACAGGCUGAGCCAGUGCCUACUUCCACGGUGAUGCCACCUCCACCGCCCGAGCGACCCUAUGUGUGUGGAGAGUGUGGGAAGUCAUUCAAGGGCUCCUCUGGGCUGCGUUAUCACCUCCGUGAUCACACAGGUGAGCGCCCCUAUGCUUGUAGUGAGUGUGGGAAGGCCUUCAAACGUUCAUCGCUGCUGCGCAUUCACCAGCGGGUACAUACGGGGCUGCGUGCCUUCACCUGCCCCACCUGUGGGAUGGCAUUCAAAUGGGCCUCUCAUUACCAAUACCAUUUACGCCAGCAUACUGGAGAGCGCCCAUAUGCCUGCCAGGAUUGUGGGAAAGCCUUUAAGAAUACCUCAUGCCUUCGCCGCCACCAGCAGCUGCACACAGGCGAGCGUCCCUUCGCCUGCCAGACCUGUGGCAAGGCUUUCACCCAGACCUCCAACCUCCGGCAGCAUCAGCGGGUGCACACUGGCGAGAGACCCUAUUGCUGCCGGGACUGCGGCAAGGCAUUCACUCACUCUUCCAACCUGGCACUGCACCGACGCACCCACUCCCGGGAACGCCCCUUCCAGUGCCCAGUUUGCUGUAAGGCUUUUGUUAUGGCAUCUUACUUACAGCGCCAUUUGCGUACCCAUAACAGCAGUGAGGCAGCCAAUCACACAACUGGUGCCUCACCUGCUGCCACUCAGGAGGUACAAAUCAUGCCCAACAUGCAGGCCACUCUGAACAUGGAGUUAAGUGGCAGUCAAGCCCCAGCUGUUUCUUCUAACAGUCAAACUUUCUUGCUAGUGCAGACAGCCCAGGGCUUGCAACUCAUUCCCAGUGUGCAGCAGCAGCAGCAGCAACAGCAGCAGCCACCUCUCCAAAGUUCACCCCCCAAACUCAUCCUUUUGCCCAGUCCACAGAUGGUAUCAACUACACCUGCCGCUUCAACCACUUUUACCCUGGUGCCAAGUGCUCCCACUACUCCAAACAAAGCUGUCCCACUUAGUCAAAGUAAGAGAAAGAAGCCUGUGCUGGUACCUCCCCCCCCACCAGUAUCUAGCAACCAGAAUAUUAUUUUAAUGCCCAGUGCUACUGGGGCCAGCCUGCAGCCUAUCCCUAAUGUGCAAAUCCAGAGGUCACCAGGACUGCAGACCAGUGGACAGAAUGUUAUUGUACUCCAGAGUUUGCCAGAACAGCAAGUGGGCACAGUGCAGAUACAAUCUAUGCCGCCCACUCCAUCAACAAGUACCAUCCAGAUUCAAACUCUGCCUCAGCAACUCCAAAACCUUCCCACUGCCCAGCAAAGUGGCACACUACAAUUUCAGACCCUGCCUACUGCCCAGCAAACUGGCACAAUUCAGAUCCAGGCUGUUCCUAAUUCUCCACAGACUGGCCUUGUGCAGAUUCAAAGUCUGCCUCUAUCCCAGAACACUGUUCAGAUCCAGAGUUUGCCUGCUGCCCAACCAGCAAAUACUGUGCAGAUCCAGGGUCUGUCCAGGUGCCCACCAGCUAGCACAGUGCAGUUCCAAACAUUUCAGCAUUCACAAAAGAUUAAUACUGUGCAAUUUCAGGCUGUACCAUCUUCCCAGCAGGUGGGGACCCUGCAGCUCCAAACCCUCCAGCCUUCCCAGCAAGUAGGCCCACUUCAGAUCCAGACCUUGACAUCUUGCCAGCAGGCCAGCUCUCUUCAGAUACAGAAUUUGCCCCAUUCAAACCAGUCUGCAAGCAGUGUUGAAAUCCAAGGCCUUGCUCCUUCCCAACAGUUGGAUAGUGUUAAUCAGAUCCAGGGGCUUAUGUCUUCCCAGGAAGGGCAGCAGCUUCAGCCUUCAGAAGAGAUGCCCAGUGUUCAACUUCAGACUCUGGGCUCAGCUCAGGAAAUGAAUGAGAUUGGAACUGCCCUAUCUAGCUCGCAUGAGCUCUCUGAAGUGGACCUCCAACAGGGAUCCAACAUGGAAGAAGAAAGCCAGAACCUGAUCGUUGUUCAGAACUCUCCAGGAGAGGAACUGCUAGGGCCUGGAGGUGAGGUUGAGAACCUUGAAGGGGUGCAAGACAUGCAUUUUGAGACUCUUCAGACUGAAGAAGGGGUUCAGAAUGUAUUAGUGUUGAGAAGGGCAGGUGGGGAGCAAACCCGUUUGUGUGUUCAGGAAGUGGAGAGUAUCCAGACUGUGCAGGAACUGUCUGGCAUCCAGUUACAUAAUACUGAUGGUAGCUCAGGGACUGGGCAGAAUCUGUUAAUCAUCCGCAGUGCCCAGGGAGAACAGACUCUCCAAGUAUUGGAGAGUGUACCAACCCUGCAGGUAAGCAGCCCGGAUAACAAUCAAGCUGCUGUUGAAAGCAACAGCACUCCUCAAAUGGUGCAGCUUUUACAAAGCCCAGUUGCAUCCCAAGGACUGCCUUCCAUUCAGAUUGUGCAAACAGUACCAAACAUGCAACUUGUUCACACCUUCUAAAAAACCAGCUGCCCCACUUGCCUGCACUUGAGUAUCAGUCAGAAACGGUCAGAUUUCUACAAAUAAUAAGGUGGGGCUAGACUGGGUGAUUUGUAUCAACUUCAAAACACCUAUAUGGGGUGGUCAGCUCACCAAGUGAGUUCUGCUUGGGUUCCUCAGGAGAAACUUUCUCAACAAACAGCUGGGUUCAACCCCUUGCCUGCUGGUCCAAAGCAUGCCCUUUGCUAUUCCUCUCCCCGAUCCCAUGUGGUCUGCCGCUGCUGCUUCUAUCCCUGCAGCCACAGUAAUCCCUGUGCCAUGCCUCCCUCAGCAUCCGUACAUACUGCACACAAAAGAGCGCCAGCCCAGUCUUUUACCCAGAUCCAUCCCUGUUUUCUUACCAUAUUUAAAACAUGUUGUUCUGGCAAAAAAGAAAUGGAUGGGCAGCCCCAUGGUAAAAAGAUUGUUUAUGAUAUCCAGGACUUCAUGUGUUCUCCUACUAGACAGGAAUGUGAUUAAUGGGCAGCUGAUUUCUCCAUUUUCAUGUUAUAACAUUGGCCAACACUGCUGUGAAAUAGCAUAAUCUCUUUUCUAAAAUGGACAAUUGGGGACAUUCAGGCUUGAGGCUGCUUGAUGCUAUAGGGGGCAACCUUAUGAGCUAGUAUAGACUGCAUCUCCCAGCUACAAUGGCUUUUAUGGUUAAAUCCUUCUGUUCCCAUUAUAGUCCUUCUUUUAUCAUGUGCAGAAGUACAAUUCUUCCUGAGUGGACCUUAGUUCCUGGUGCUAACAAAUGCGAGAGUCAAAGACCCUUGUGGCCUGGAAGGAAAAUAAAAGACUGCUUUCAUGCA
Candoia aspera is the source of this 4750-nucleotide messenger RNA. RefSeq names its product zinc finger protein 628-like. The transcript has 3 exons. Gene Ontology annotation, molecular function: RNA polymerase II cis-regulatory region sequence-specific DNA binding; DNA-binding transcription factor activity. The record is from RefSeq and is a predicted model, not a curated record. Lineage: Eukaryota; Metazoa; Chordata; Lepidosauria; Squamata; Candoiidae. Gene Ontology annotation, biological process: regulation of transcription by RNA polymerase II. Bases 312 to 3923 code for a protein of 1203 amino acids.